AAACAGUUGGUCACAUGCAGCAGUACAGGAUACAUGGAUUACAGCUGAUUCGACUACAAAGGGGUUUUUGGGCUUGGCCAUGGAACCAAUAUGGUUGUUACUGCUGUUGGCUAUUUUCACAGUUUCAGUUUCUACACAGUUUAAUGGAUACAACUGUGAUGCCAAUCAGCACAGCAGAUUCCCUGCGGAAAGAGACAUCACCGUCUAUUGUGGAGUGCAGACAAUAACAAUGAAGAUAAACUUUUGCACGGUUCUGUUUUCUGGAUAUUCAGAAUCAGAUCUAUCACUGAAUGGAAAACAUGGAGAUGCACAUUGCAGAGGCUUCAUAAACAACAAUACAUUUCCUGCAGUAGUUAUAUUUACCAUCAACCUUAGCACAUUGGAAUCGUGUGAAAACAGCUUAGUGGUAUCUACUGUUCCUGGAGUCAACGCAUAUGGAAUUGCAUCAAUGGUACAAAUUGGCAACAUAUCCGGUUAUAUAGAUACACCAGACCCUCCAACAAUUAUAAGUUAUCUUCCUGGACUUCUGUAUAAAUUUAGUUGCAGCUAUCCUCUAGAGUACUUAGUAAACAACACUCAGCUUGCUUCAUCUUCAGCUGCUAUUUCUGUACGAGAAGGCAACGGUACAUUUAUCAGUACACUGAAUUUACUCCUCUACAACGAUUCAACCUAUAGCCAGCAACUGCUAAUACCAAGUGCAGGAUUGCCACUAAAGACAAAAAUCUACGCAGCAGUAAGAGCAACCAACCUUGACGGACGGUGGAAUGUUUUAAUGGACUACUGUUACACUACUCCUUCUGGCAAUCCAAGUGAUGAUAUCAGAUAUGACCUCUUCCUCAGCUGCGACAAAGAUCCACAGACAACAAUAUUUGAGAAUGGCAAGAGUCAGAUGGGAAGAUUUUCCUUUGAAGUGUUCCGAUUCGUCAAGCACAAGAACCAGAAAAUGUCGACGGUGUUUUUACACUGCAUAACAAAACUGUGCCGAUCAGAUGACUGCCAUUACCUAACACCAACAUGUCACAACAGAGAUAGAAGAGAUGCUGUAAUAAGAACCACAUUAACUCCUUACAGUUUAUCUGGUAAUGCUGUUGUAUCUGCAGGACCUAUCAUUACAAGAAGUGAUGAAACACCGGCAAAUAAUUCACAGCUUGCUCACCCAGGAAAUCAGCAGUUCCAGAUAAACUCUGUCACCAGCGCACUCAUCUCAGGAGUUGUAAUCCUCGGUGCAACUAGUUUUUCUUUCUUCAUAAUUGCCCUAACUCUCCUGAACAGAAAGAAGCAAAACAGUUUGGUUUUGUGUGGCAUUCGCAACCCAGUUUUCAAUUAAUUGGUUUGAUUUGCACUUCCACCCCCCCAUUUUUAAAAAAAAGUUUUUAAAAAUGUACUAACAUGGACAAUUCAGUAUUGGACUGCCAUGUCUAACGAUCAAAUUUGGGUUCCCUGUUUUUGCAUGAGCACUGAAAUGUUUUGAUGACCAUAAGUAUCUUGCAAACUGAAAUAUGAAAAUAAAAUGCUACAUUGAAUGUCAUGUGUUAAAUACUGUGUCUAACAAGUAUGCAUAUAUAAAGAGCACUUUUGCAUUGCUAUAAUAGUUACAAUUACAAUGAUUUGCUCUUUAUAUAAUGUAUCAAACUGCUAUAGAAUGCAUAUAUCUGAUUUGUGUAAAAUGAUAUUGAUCGAUAAUCCCGAAUGUUUACUUUCUAACCUGUUCAUGCUUCAGGCCCUUUCAUUUUUAUGUGCUAAGUAAUUCCUUUAUUUUAGAAAGGCAGCUGUUGUAGUAUUAAAUCUCUCUUUUAAAUUGCACCUUUGAGUGAAUUGCACCUUUGAGUGUGUAACAUUUAAUUAGGGGGAGCAGGCCAAAGCAAGAGUAAUAGUAUAUUUUGCAAGUGUUGUGUCCCUUUUCUAGAUGUUUAGUAAAACUCCCUGUCUAUACUUGAUACUGUAUAAAAGCAUGUUGUGUUGUAGAUGCCACAGAACUAUACAUCCCAUUAUUCUCAACAAUGUAUGCUGUGGUGCAGGUUGUCAUUUACUGUACAUGAUUUACAUUAUACAUUCAUCAUCAUUGGAAAGAAAGAAAAUAAAAAUAUAACAUUUGUAUUAC
This is a messenger RNA of Xenopus laevis (African clawed frog), 2101 nucleotides long. RefSeq names its product zona pellucida-like domain containing 1 S homeolog (gene zpld1.S). The record is from RefSeq and is marked provisional. Lineage: Eukaryota; Metazoa; Chordata; Amphibia; Anura; Pipidae. Gene Ontology annotation, cellular component: cytoplasmic vesicle membrane.